Messenger RNA from Symbiodinium sp. CCMP2592, 8571 nucleotides. Lineage: Eukaryota; Dinophyceae; Suessiales; Symbiodiniaceae. The record is from the annotation of a GenBank genome assembly.
AUGCCGAAGCGCAGGGAACUCAGACGAACGAAGACUGAAUCUGUUGAGUUGCAGUUCGCAAGGCGUCGUCGGCCAGAUCGCGAGCAACGGGAAACAACAGCUCUUCUCCACCGAGUCCGUGAGGACGAUCCAGAUGCUUUCCGGGAGAAGCUGCAGGAAAUCGAAGCCAUACUUGGCAACGAGGAACUAGCAAGGCAGCUUCGCCUGCUCGACGUGUACACCGCAAACGUCCAUAUCUCGGCGGGAGCUAGGGAGUCGUCGCCAACGGAUAGCGACGAGGACCUCGACGGGGCGGAGCAGAAUGCAUCGCGACAGAGCGCCAAAGCAAGCUAUCUGGCCAAAGCCCAUUCCGCAGUGAUCGGAUACAACUCGGAUCCGCUGCUGCUGCACUUCGUCUACGACCUCUGGCUCUUCACCACCAUCGGAGGGGCCAAGAACAGCGCCGGCACCGGGUCCGUGCGAGCAGCUUUGGCCACCAAGCCAUACUCUCCGGAACUCUGGUGCACCUACCACACCGCACUGGUGGAUCUGCAACGACAGGUGGGGUGGCCGAGCCUCUUCAUUACCAUCGCUCCCUACGAGUGGUCGUUCCCCUACCACCAGUGGCUGCAAGACGAGCUGAACAAAUCUCUCCUGGCCAGGCUCGACAUGCCAGUGGCAGAGACCUUGCAUCUGGCCCAUGUGCUUACUCAGGCAGUCAAAGGUCUUCUGACCGGAGCGAAUGAAGGCCUGCAGGCCAAGCGAGAGCACGUCUUCUGUUCCGGAGAAGGCCCGGGUAAAGUUCGGCACUGGGUGGCCAGGCUGGAAUUCCAAGACGGCAAGCGGAAACGUCACGUGCAUCGGACUGGCCAAUUCUACCACGGACGCGGAGCGGUUCACGUGCACAUCCUUCUGUGGUUAUCGGACAUGCACGCCAUGGAUCUGUCCUCGAAGAUCCGCGCCGACAUACCCGGCGAGGACGAACCGGAGAUGCGCGAUCUGGUGUUGGGCUCCCAACUGGACUACACCUCGAGCGGCUGGCCGGCACGCGAAGAACCUACUGAGGUAAACAAGGAAGACCAGCGACUGAAACUGCAUCAUCCUCGCGAAGCUUUCGAAAGAUGCUGUCGGGCAUACGUCUCAGACGUCCUGGCCGCCCUUCGCUGCCACGUCGAUGUCCAGGCAUCGGAUGGUCGCGCGAUGAUUCUGAAGUACUGCGCCAGCUACCUGCCGAAGUUCAGCAGCUCCUUUGCAGCGGAACUGCUCAACAACGAAGCCAGCGAUUACUCGCUAGCGCGCCGCGUGCUGGCAGACUACCACCCGCUGCAGCCCGAAAUGGUCAUGCAGCUUGCGAUGCAGCAACACCCGCAGUUCAUCUGCCCAGCCACCGUGCGCAAGUUCGUCGUGCCCGUUCCUUGGCAAAAGGAGAUGCCCAAGCUCGUGCAGAAUUACAUGACGAGUUCCUGGAGACGUCCCAACAUGAGCCUCUUGGACUUUCUGAGAAAAUCAGGCAACAACGGCCAGAUAUCCCAGAGAUACCGUCGCAUGCACAGCCACCUCAAGAUCGGCAUGCCCCUGAACGAUUGGAUCAAUGUGCACCCGGCCGACGGCAAAAUCCUGGUGGCCGAUAUCCUGUACGCGCGCACCAACGAUCGACACUACGGCCAAUGGUUGCUCUUGAACGUGCCCUUCCGGAAUGUCGACGACCUUUGGCUCGAGAACGCGGAGAAACUGCCAGAGAACCUCAAAUUUCUCGGACUUUGCGUACUACACCGCCGUCGCUUCUGGCGAGAUCCACAAAAGAUUCGAGCGGAGUUGGAAAAAGAGGCUCGCAGCGAGACGUACAUCCAGAACACGCUGGCCAUGCUGGCGGCCCGCAUCGAGCUGAUCGACGCUUACCUCUCCGGGGAGAUGACAGUGGAGAAGGAUCCGGAGCCUGCAUUGGACGGAGUUGCUAAAGUGGCCAGCGCCAACAUCAAGGUUGCACCGGAGCAAGCGAACGUCAUCCACGCCAUCCGCCGACGAGUUCAACAAGCGCUGGCAGCAAAGUGGCCGGAAGACAACCAAGUCGAGUCCUGGGCCAUGUGGCUGGAACAAGAAGGAUCCGCCAACAGACCAACGGUCGUAUUGGGACCGGCCGGCAGCGGAAAGAGCACCGCGGUCGAGAUCGCUUUGGCCGAAGCCGUCAACGCCGGAGCGCACGUCGGUGUGGCGUGCCCGACGGGCAUGUUGGCUACUCGGUACAGGAGUCGCUAUCCGGAUCUGGACAUCGACACCGUGCACGGCAUGUUCGCAUUGCACAAGGACGAGCUGACGACCGCCGACAUCAUGAAGAUCUACGAUCUCAUCAUCAUCGACGAGAUUGGACAGCUCCCCGUCUGGAUCUUCGAUCGACUGCUUCGGCUCUGGGACGCGGCCGAGCGAAGGCCCGCCAUCGUGUUCGUCGGCGACUUCUGUCAGCUGACCGGCGCGGACGGCACCACGGCAAGAGACAGCCCCAGGUGGGCCCAGAUGAGCAUCUCCACCCUGUUCGAGAUGCGCCGAUGCAAAUGUGCCAAGUUGAAGUGGAAGCUACAACUACUGAGGAACUCGAUACCGAGCGGGGCACAGCUCAAGAAACUCCUCAAAGGCCACCGGGCUAAUGCUCAUGCAGGCCACGCUCGCGGCAACGUCGUUACCGCAGACGACGUGGCCCAAGUGUUCAAGGAGAGGCCGAACACCACUUUCGUCACCAUAUCCCGGCGCGGGACCGCCAAGGUGAACCAGCAUGCAGUGCGCGCUCUCUUCUCCGAUGCGGACGUCCUUGGACGCAUACCUUGCGAUCCACAGGAGAACUUCGACAACUUCCGCGGCACCGCGCAAGUCAAGACCGACGAAGGCAAGGUGCUCCUGAUUCAUCCCAUCGCUCAAGAGUGCGCCUUGUGGGAUGGCAGCGUUCAGACCACCACCGCUUUUCCGCUGCGACUGGGCUACAGCACCACCUUGCACAAAAUUCAAGGUGCCACCCUGUCCCACAUCACCAUUUGGAUGGAUGUUCCUUUCGUGAAAGCAGCACUGUAUGUAGCACUCUCGCGAGUACAGUACGACCGCGAUUGGAAGUUCGUAGGAAGCAUCGACCGCCGCGUCGUCGGCCAGAUCGGACGGCAAAGCCCGCAGCAGCUCCGUCGACGCCCGGUGCGGCGGAUGAAAGCGAUUCCGGAAGAUCCGCAUGGCCCGACACCCGGUACAGCAAGCAACCGAACCAGCUUGACGAGCGUAAACACCGUCAGGGGCAUCAAAGACAUCUAUGCCGAAGCGCAGGGAACUCAGACGAACGAAGACGAUCCAGAUGCUUUCCGGGAGAAGCUGCAGGAAAUCGAGGCCGUACUUGGCACCGAGGAACUAGCAAGGCAACUUCGCUUGCUCGAAGAGUACACCACGAAGGCCGACAUCUCGGCGGGCCUGCAGGCCAAGCGAGAGCACGUCUUCUGUUCCGGAGAAGGCCCGGGUAAAGUUCGGCACUGGGUGGCCAGGCUGGAAUUCCAAGACGGCAAGCGGAAACGUCACGUGCAUCGGACUGGCCAAUUCUACCACGGACGCGGAGCGGUUCACGUGCACAUCCUUCUGUGGUUAUCGGACAUGCACGCCAUGGAUCUGUCCUCGAAGAUCCGCGCCGACAUACCCGGCGAGGACGAACCGGAGAUGCGCGAUCUGGUGUUGGGCUCCCAACUGGACUACACCUCGAGCGGCUGGCCGGCACGCGAAGAACCUACUGAGGUAAACAAGGAAGACCAACGACUGAAACUGCAUCAUCCUCGCGAAGCUUUCGAAAGAUGCUGUCGGGCAUACGUCUCAGACGUCCUGGCCGCCCUUCGCUGCCACGUCGAUGUCCAGGCAUCGGAUGGUCGCGCGAUGAUUCUGAAGUACUGCGCCAGCUACCUGCCGAAGUUCAGCAGCUCCUUUGCAGCGGAACUGCUCAACAACGAAGCCAGCGAUUACUCGCUAGCGCGCCGCGUGCUGGCAGACUACCACCCGCUGCAGCCCGAAAUGGUCAUGCAGCUUGCGAUGCAGCAACACCCGCAGUUCAUCUGCCCAGCCACCGUGCGCAAGUUCGUCGUGCCCGUUCCUUGGCAAAAGGAGAUGCCCAAGCUCGUGCAGAAUUACAUGACGAGUUCCUGGAGACGUCCCAACAUGAGCCUCUUGGACUUUCUGAGAAAAUCAGGCAACAACGGCCAGAUAUCCCAGAGAUACCGUCGCAUGCACAGCCACCUCAAGAUCGGCAUGCCCCUGAACGAUUGGAUCAAUGUGCACCCGGCCGACGGCAAAAUCCUGGUGGCCGAUAUCCUGUACGCGCGCACCAACGAUCGACACUACGGCCAAUGGUUGCUCUUGAACGUGCCCUUCCGGAAUGUCGACGACCUUUGGCUCGAGAACGCGGAGAAACUGCCAGAGAACCUCAAAUUUCUCGGACUUUGCGUACUACACCGCCGUCGCUUCUGGCGAGAUCCACAAAAGAUUCGAGCGGAGUUGGAAAAAGAGGCUCGCAGCGAGACGUACAUCCAGAACACGCUGGCCAUGCUGGCGGCCCGCAUCGAGCUGAUCGACGCUUACCUCUCCGGGGAGAUGACAGUGGAGAAGGAUCCGGAGCCUGCAUUGGACGGAGUUGCUAAAGUGGCCAGCGCCAACAUCAAGGUUGCACCGGAGCAAGCGAACGUCAUCCACGCCAUCCGCCGACGAGUUCAACAAGCGCUGGCAGCAAAGUGGCCGGAAGACAACCAAGUCGAGUCCUGGGCCAUGUGGCUGGAACAAGAAGGAUCCGCCAACAGACCAACGGUCGUAUUGGGACCGGCCGGCAGCGGAAAGAGCACCGCGGUCGAGAUCGCUUUGGCCGAAGCCGUCAACGCCGGAGCGCACGUCGGUGUGGCGUGCCCGACGGGCAUGUUGGCUACUCGGUACAGGAGUCGCUAUCCGGAUCUGGACAUCGACACCGUGCACGGCAUGUUCGCAUUGCACAAGGACGAGCUGACGACCGCCGACAUCAUGAAGAUUUACGAUCUCAUCAUCAUCGACGAGAUUGGACAGCUCCCCGUCUGGAUCUUCGAUCGACUGCUUCGGCUCUGGGACGCGGCCGAGCGAAGGCCCGCCAUCGUGUUCGCGCUGGCAAGCUCGGCGUUGUCUACGUUCUCGGAGGGACGUGAGGCCUGCAGUCGGGCCGAAGCUGCAACGAUGCCAAGCGCGCCUUUGCCUCGACAGGGAGGGUCUGGCGAGAACCGCUUCUUGCAGCGUUCAAUCGAUGCGGAGAGCUCGGAAGCGCGCCCAAAUUCCAAGUCGAAUCUGGCGGCUGCGAAGGAGCAAGACGGUGCGGCACUCGGUGACAAGGUCCUCGACAGCGGAGCCCGCAGCAGCUCCGUCGACGCCCGGCGCGGCGGCCAGCUCGCUAGUACUCGGGGCAUCAAAGACAUCUAUGCCGAAGCGCAGGGAACUCAGACGGACAAAGACUGUCACAUGGCGGAGCCGAUGACGGAUUCCUCAGAGGAUGAAAGCGAUUCCGGAAAAUCCGCAUGGCCCGACACCCGGUGUCGUCGGCCAGAUCGCGAGCAACUGGAAACAACGGCUCUUCUCCACCGAGUUCGUGAGGACGAUCCAGAUGCUUUCCGGGAGAAGCUGCAGGAAAUCGAAGCCAUACUUGGCAACGAGGAACUAGCAAGGCAGCUUCGCCUGCUCGACAUGCACACCGCAAACGUCCAUAUCUCGGAUAGCGACGAGGACCUCGACGGGGCGGAGCAGAAUGCAUCGCGACAGAGCGCCAAAGCAAGCUAUCUGGCCAAAGCCCAUUCCGCAGUGAUCGGAUACAACUCGGAUCCGCUGCUGCUGCACUUCGUCUACGACCUCUGGCUCUUCACCACCAUCGGAGGGGCCAAGAACAGCGCCGGCACCGGGUCCGUGCGAGCAGCUUUGGCCACCAAGCCAUACUCUCCGGAACUCUGGUGCACCUACCACACCGCACUGGUGGAUCUGCAACGACAGGUGGGGUGGCCGAGCCUCUUCAUUACCAUCGCUCCCUACGAGUGGUCGUUCCCCUACCACCAGUGGCUGCAAGACGAGCUGAACAAAUCUCUCCUGGCCAGGCUCGACAUGCCAGUGGCAGAGACCUUGCAUCUGGCCCAUGUGCUUACUCAGGCAGUCAAAGGUCUUCUGACCGGAGCGAAUGAAGGCCUGCAGGCCAAGCGAGAGCACGUCUUCUGUUCCGGAGAAGGCCCGGGUAAAGUUCGGCACUGGGUGGCCAGGCUGGAAUUCCAAGACGGCAAGCGGAAACGUCACGUGCAUCGGACUGGCCAAUUCUACCACGGACGCGGAGCGGUUCACGUGCACAUCCUUCUGUGGUUAUCGGACAUGCACGCCAUGGAUCUGUCCUCGAAGAUCCGCGCCGACAUACCCGGCGAGGACGAACCGGAGAUGCGCGAUCUGGUGUUGGGCUCCCAACUGGACUACACCUCGAGCGGCUGGCCGGCACGCGAAGAACCUACUGAGGUAAACAAGGAAGACCAACGACUGAAACUGCAUCAUCCUCGCGAAGCUUUCGAAAGAUGCUGUCGGGCAUACGUCUCAGACGUCCUGGCCGCCCUUCGCUGCCACGUCGAUGUCCAGGCAUCGGAUGGUCGCGCGAUGAUUCUGAAGUACUGCGCCAGCUACCUGCCGAAGUUCAGCAGCUCCUUUGCAGCGGAACUGCUUAACAACGAAGCCAGCGAUUACUCGCUAGCGCGCCGCGUGCUGGCAGACUACCACCCGCUGCAGCCCGAAAUGGUCAUGCAGCUUGCGAUGCAGCAACACCCGCAGUUCAUCUGCCCAGCCACCGUGCGCAAGUUCGUCGUGCCCGUUCCUUGGCAAAAGGAGAUGCCCAAGCUCGUGCAGAAUUACAUGACGAGUUCCUGGAGACGUCCCAACAUGAGCCUCUUGGACUUUCUGAGAAAAUCAGGCAACAACGGCCAGAUAUCCCAGAGAUACCGUCGCAUGCACAGCCACCUCAAGAUCGGCAUGCCCCUGAACGAUUGGAUCAAUGUGCACCCGGCCGACGGCAAAAUCCUGGUGGCCGAUAUCCUGUACGCGCGCACCAACGAUCGACACUACGGCCAAUGGUUGCUCUUGAACGUGCCCUUCCGGAAUGUCGACGACCUUUGGCUCGAGAACGCGGAGAAACUGCCAGAGAACCUCAAAUUUCUCGGACUUUGCGUACUACACCGCCGUCGCUUCUGGCGAGAUCCACAAAAGAUUCGAGCGGAGUUGGAAAAAGAGGCUCGCAGCGAGACGUACAUCCAGAACACGCUGGCCAUGCUGGCGGCCCGCAUCGAGCUGAUCGACGCUUACCUCUCCGGGGAGAUGACAGUGGAGAAGGAGCCGGAGCCUGCAUUGGACGGAGUUGCCAAAGUGGCCAGCGCCAACAUCAAGGUUGCACCGGAGCAAGCGAACGUCAUCCACGCCAUCCGCCGACGAGUUCAACAAGCGCUGGCAGCAAAGUGGCCGGAAGACAACCAAGUCGAGUCCUGGGCCAUGUGGCUGGAACAAGAAGGAUCCGCCAACAGACCAACGGUCGUAUUGGGACCGGCCGGCAGCGGAAAGAGCACCGCGGUCGAGAUCGCUUUGGCCGAAGCCGUCAAGGCCGGAGCGCACGUCGGUGUGGCGUGCCCGACGGGCAUGUUGGCUACUCGGUACAGGAGUCGCUAUCCGGAUCUGGACAUCGACACCGUGCACGGCAUGUUCGCAUUGCACAAGGACGAGCUGACGACCGCCGACAUCAUGAAGAUCUACGAUCUCAUCAUCAUCGACGAGAUUGGACAACUCCCCGUCUGGAUCUUCGAUCGACUGCUUCGGCUCUGGGACGCGGCCGAGCGAAGGCCCGCCAUCGUGUUCGUCGGCGACUUCUGUCAGCUGACCGGCGCGGACGGCACCACGGCAAGAGACAGCCCCAGGUGGGCCCAGAUGAGCAUCUCCACCCUGUUCGAGAUGCGCCGAUGCAAAUGUGCCAAGUUGAAGUGGAAGCUACAACUACUGAGGAACUCGAUACCGAGCGGGGCACAGCUCAAGAAACUCCUCAAAGGCCACCGGGCUAAUGCUCAUGCAGGCCACGCUCGCGGCAACGUCGUUACCGCAGACGACGUGGCCCAAGUGUUCAAGGAGAGGCCGAACACCACUUUCGUCACCAUAUCCCGGCGCGGGACCGCCAAGGUGAACCAGCACGCAGUGCGCGCUCUCUUCUCCGAUGCGGACGUCCUUGGACGCAAACCUUGCGAUCCACAGGAGAACUUCGACAACUUCCGCGGCACCGCGCAAGUCAAGACCGACGAAGGCAAGGUGCUCCUGAUUCAUCCCAUCGCUCAAGAGUGCGCCUUGUGGGAUGGCAGUGUUCAGACCACCACCGCUUUUCCGCUGCGACUGGGCUACAGCACCACCUUGCACAAAAUUCAAGGUGCCACCCUGUCCCACAUCACCAUUUGGAUGGAUGUUCCUUUCGUGAAAGCAGCACUGUAUGUAGCACUCUCGCGAGUACAGUACGACCGCGAUUGGAAGUUCGUAGGAAGCAUCGACCGCCGCCACUGCCUGCCAGCAGCCAUGUGA